This is a messenger RNA of Arabidopsis arenosa, 1827 nucleotides long. The record is from the annotation of a GenBank genome assembly. Lineage: Eukaryota; Viridiplantae; Streptophyta; Magnoliopsida; Brassicales; Brassicaceae.
AAAAUUAGUUUCAACUUCACUCGUAAAAUCUUUCGAUUUCUUGAUAUAUUAGUAUAUAGCUAGUAACUAAUAACAAUGGGCAACUACGUUUCAUGCGCUCUAAACAAAACGUCAUCGUCACCGUUGGCCAAAGUGAUUCUCCCGGACGGUGGAGUGCGUGACAUCCACGUGCCGACGAAAGCAGCCGAGCUCAUGAUGGAGAUGCCAAGCUAUUUCCUCGUCGACGCCAAAUCGUUGAAAAUCGGCCGUAAAUUCAUCCCACUCGCCGCCGACGACGAUCUCGACCUUAGAGGCUUCCAUGUGUACGUUGCUUUUCCGAUGACACGUGCCACUUCUGCAGCCAACGCCUCCGACAUGGCUCGGCUCUUUUUAGCUGGCAAGAAACGCACGAAAAGCUGCGAUAAUAGGAGAGUGUCUCCGGAAGAUGAAGAUAACGAUGACGUAAGGCUGAUCGGACCGAAGCUGAAUCUUGAAGACAUAGAAGAGUUCUCGGCGGCGGAGUUUAUUCAUCGGAUCUCUUUUUCCAAAUCUAAGAAACCACAGUUGGAGACUAUAGUUGAAGAACAUGAGAUUGCGAUUAAGGAAGCUCAUCCGAGGUAUUCCGAUUUAUAUCGGUUUAAUGGAUGUGAUAAGAAGAUGGAGAUAUCAGAUAAGAUAUGGAGUGAUGUGAAAGCUUUAAUGCCUGCAACUUACGGCUUUGCGAUGGUUGCACAUGUGAGUGAGGACGGGAAGAAGAAGGAUGGUAUCGCUCUGGCUCGAUGUGUGAUGAAUGUGGAACGGGACAUGAAGAAAGGCGGGAUUUUCUGGAAGAAGUUGUGGAGAAAAUCAAGAUUCAUAGGAGACAUGGCAAGAUCGCUCAAGAAAUCAGUCAAGUUGAGCCUACGACAUGUCCGGGUCCGUUCUUCAACCAUCAGGUUGAAACAAGACUCUAGUUCCAUAGAAAGAGAUCAGAGAAUUGAGUUUCUUGGACGAGACAAGGGGGUUGGAGAAGAGGAAAACGAUGGUGACGGUAGCAGCAGUGAGUAUGAAGAGUUUGAAAAAGAGGAAGAAGGAGGAGGAGAAGGGGAAAGAGAGGAACAAGAUGAUGGCAAGAGCGUUGUGAGCGGUGGCAAAAGUGAACGCGGGGAGACAGAAGCCGCGGUGGAAGCAGCAGAGGCGGAGAUUACAGAGGCCGGGAAUAGAGUGAUGGUGGUGGUGGAUAAAGUGAUUGCAUCAACUGGAGCUCUUGAAUGGGCUUUGAAGCAUACAUUACAGUCACAAGAUUAUCUUUUUCUCUUAUAUUUCUCCAAACCCUUUAGAAAAGGAAAAAGAAAGAACCGGAAACGUGAAGUUAAGACCGAUGAACUUGUUCAUACACUAAAGAAACUCUGCCAGACAAAGCGACCAGGGAUAGAGGUUGAGAUAAGAAGACUAGAAGGAAAAGAGAAGGAGAAAGGAGAGAAGAUAGUGGAAGAAGCUAAAGAACAACAAGUGAGUCUAUUAGUGGUUGGAGAAGAGAAGAAACCGCCAGUGUGGAGAUUGUUGAAGAGAUGGGGAUGGAAGAAACGGCGAGGCCGAGCCGGAACUCUCAAGUAUUGCCUAGAGAAGGCUUCAUGUAUGACCAUUGCGGUUAAACCAAAGAACCGUAAGCUUGGUGGUUACUUGAUCACAACCAAACGUCACAAGAAUUUUUGGCUCUUAGCUUGAUGGUUAAAGCCAUUUUAGGUGGUUAUUUUUUUGUUUUUUCAUAUUGUUUGGAGAUAUUGAUUUUAGUAUAGCUUUGUUCUUCUUUGAUUAAGACAUUCCGCGUAAAACAAAUUCAAAGUAUAAUACAAAAAAUUGGUUAUU